Molecule: messenger RNA, 2220 nt
Organism: Zygosaccharomyces rouxii
Lineage: Eukaryota; Fungi; Ascomycota; Saccharomycetes; Saccharomycetales; Saccharomycetaceae
Exons: 1
Coding region: 1-2220 (739 amino acids)
Cellular component (GO): extracellular matrix
Molecular function (GO): GPI anchor phospholipase D activity
Source: RefSeq, a predicted model, not a curated record
AUGAAGUUUGCUGGUAGGUGUUUGACUUUAACAUCGUUACUGGUACUGAUACUCCAAAAUUGGCAGGUUUAUGGCGCAGGCGUUAACGUACAUUUAAUAUACCUGGCUCGAGUCACAUCCGAAUUAGAUAGAAAGUAUGAGCCAUGGUUGAAGGCUGGUGCAUUUUUCCCAGAUGCCUUUUAUUCAUGUAAACCAAGUAAGCAAUGGCACGAUUUUGCAGAAUCUACCCACUGGCCUCAGUUCCUAGUCAAUGCUGUUAAACUUUGGCAUGGCAAAUACAACGACAAUCCACAAUGUGAGGACUCUAUGAAACUGAGAAGCUUUUUAAUCGGCAUAUUUACGCAUCAAAUUGUUGAUUCUUCAUGGCAUUCGCUUGUUAAUGGUUACAGAUCUGAAGGAUUACUUGAGGUAUUGGCACAGACUGAAUUUAGUGGGAGGACCCAAGAAGCUCACGAUUUCUUAGAUCUCAUGGGUGAUUUUAUUGGACUGGGUAAUAUUAUCAGGGAUAUAAACGAUAACAAUUGGCAGUUUCUUACGAGAACUAAAUGGUACUUGCCCAAGGAAGAAGAUAUGCUGGAUUUGGUCAAAUGUGCGGGAGCUGAAAGUAUUGAGGUGGAUUACGAACAGUUACAAGACUGUGUUCAAAGAGGAUUUGUGGCAUCGGUUGGUGAAGUUUUGACCGUUAUAGAAAACAGAGACCAGGUCUUGAACUCUGCCUAUCAGAUGUCUCCAAGGGCACGAGAUAUGAUCCAGGAGCAUUGGCUUGGUGGUGAAUUUAACCUCGUUUCAUUGAUGCAAAAUUGCUUACCAAAUUUAUAUAGACUAAUGAACCAUAUUGAUGAGGAAAAUGCAUUGGGAGAACUGCAACUAUGUGGGAACUUACCGCCGGCAUAUGAGAUCGGAACCACAUCCACUACAGGAGUGAUUACCAUGGAAAGACGUAAGAACUUGAUUCAAAUCACGACGAAUCACCACUUGUCGAAUCUGGGUACAAGUUUAGCACUGGGCAGAUUUAAGAAUGAUCAUAAACUAUACUUGGCAAUGGGAGCACCUUUGGAGAAUGGACGUGGAUCUGUGUAUUUGAUUAGGUGGGAUGAAGUUACGAUGAACCUAGAGAGUGAUGUUGAAAUGUAUUCUAAUCCUACGACCGUCAUGAUAGGCGCUAAGAUCCAUCUAUAUCAACUCGAGGACAUCGAUUUUCUGAUUAUUUCAGAACCAAGUUCAAACAAUAUCUACUUUUACCACGAUGACGUUUUGGUAUUAAGAGUGAAUUUACCACCUGAAACCAGAGCUAAUCAACUAAAAGUGACCGAGGUUUACGAUAUCGAUAGUGACGGAAUCCCAGACCUGAUCUUAUCUGGAUGGUGUUAUGGAAAGGAUCAAGAAGGUUGUAUUGUAAUAAUCCCUGGUAGAAUUAUCGUUCCAAAUUUAGAGAGAGGAAAGGCCGCAAAUGAUGUGUCCACUUUAACCGCUUACCCAAUAACUGUUCUAGAAGGAGGUUGGUGGUCUCAAGCAUACCAACAUUUUGGCUCAGCAGUAGAACUAUCUGACUCAAAAUUCCUUUACGUUGCUUGCCAAAGCUUAGGUGUUGUACUUGUAUACUCCUUAGCUGAACUGAAUUCAAGAUCAUUACCAAAAUUUAUACUGAAGGGCAACGAGGUGAAAUUGGCAAAUAAAAGACAUCUUUGCCGGCUCAAAGUUGUCUCCUCACAAGAACAUGGAAUGUUUGGUGGGGUCAUUAUCUCAUGGACCUAUCAAGGUAAACAUUUUGUGGGGAUAUCUCAGCAUACGUUUAGCACAAUCUUCAUAUAUCAAGAAGUCCAUGGGUUCAUAAGGUUGUAUUUGAAAGUGAAGUUGCCCGUUGAACUAUAUUCCAUACCAUACAGCAUUGGAUUCGGAACUGAUAUGAAGUAUAGCAUGGAUGAAGAGGCAUUAUAUAUCUCUUCUCCAGGUUAUUUCGAAGGAUUAGGCGCUAUUUGGAAGGUACCCAUGGUGCAAAUUGUAAAGACUGCUGAAUUUUUGGGACAGCGCUUUUUCCUUGUAGAUCCCAGAAAACAUUUGGUGGUUAGUGGCAUUGAUAUCAAUCAAAAGGGUUUGGGAAACUAUGGGAAAAAUAUUUUACUGGGACCUCAAGGUAAAUUAAUCAUUGGAGUACCUCAGUACAAUUACGGAGUUUUAGAGGGAAAUAAUCAAUUAACUGGUAUGGUUUUAGUUUCAUGA